GGAGGCCACUGCAGUUGUCUCUUGCAGUCGCAGGGAGUAGAGGUGCGGGAAUAUCACCUCCCGGUCGCCUCUUUAUCGGGCGCUUUUCUCCGGCUGGUUUUCCUCCACCAUGACAACUACGACCACUUUCAAAGGGAUGGAUCCCAAUGGCCGGAGCAGCUCCAGGGUUCUUCGCCCUCCGGGUGGUGGUUCCAAUUUCUCCUUGAGUGGGUUUGAUGAGCCAAAAGAACAACCAGUGAGAAGAAACAAGAUGGCAUCCAACAUCUUUGGGACUCCGGAGGAGAAUCCACCUUCCUGGGCUAGGUCAACAGCAGCCAAGUCCAGUGAUAUCAGUGAAAGUUCUGAAGCACCUGGGUCCCAAAGAAGAAAGUCCACUGAUGCAGAGUGUGGUGACUAUAUAGAUCCAAAGGGUGGAGAAGUUGAAGUUCCAGAAAACACCGACGCUGAAGUAGAAACUGCUUCAGGCCUGAGUGAAGAAAAGCCCCUGCCGGCUGCACCUGUUCCUAGCCCAGUAGCCCCUGCACCAUCUAGGAGAAAUCCCCCUGGUGGAAAGUCCAGCCUAGUCCUAGGUUAAACGUGACCCUCUCUGCUUCUAACUACUUGGAACUCAUGUCUGUCAUCUUUUUCUCUUUUUCCUUCCAUGCUUUGUGAACUGCACAACUUGAGCCUGACUGUACAUCUCAAACUUAUCAUUACAAGAAGCACUUUAUGUACUUCAGUUUUUUAAGGAAGGCUUCCCCCCCCCCUCGACUUUGGUUUUGUUUCCCUUGGGUCUACUGGAAGUGGUAUAUGUAAUUCCCCCCUCCUCCCAGUGGUAGACUUAGAACAGUGGUAUUUGCUAUACAGCCCAUGGCUGACGGAAAGAUUUCUAAGGUAUAUAGUAGUGUGUAUCAUAAACUAGACUGGUUGGUUCUGAGUGUGGUAGGUGGCAUUUUUGUCUUGAAACUUAUAGAAGCCCCUUAGUUGGCUUAGAAUGGUUGAAAGUCAGGGUUGUACAGAUGUGGUGGUCUCUUCCCUAUCCAUCUU
Gekko japonicus is the source of this 1026-nucleotide messenger RNA. It is a transcript of the gene JPT1, whose product is annotated as hematological and neurological expressed 1. The record is from RefSeq and is a predicted model, not a curated record. Lineage: Eukaryota; Metazoa; Chordata; Lepidosauria; Squamata; Gekkonidae. Gene Ontology annotation, cellular component: nucleus. The coding region runs from base 110 to 574 and encodes 154 amino acids. The transcript has 5 exons.